This is a messenger RNA of Symbiodinium sp. CCMP2592, 2805 nucleotides long. Lineage: Eukaryota; Dinophyceae; Suessiales; Symbiodiniaceae. The record is from the annotation of a GenBank genome assembly.
AUGGACAUCGGGGCACUGACCCUUGCCUUGCAAUACCGGAGCCUCCCGACGGUGGGCCUCGGGGUUUGCUGGGCUGGCCUUGUGCCCGCAGCGACAGCACAGCCGAUUGAUGCUCUGGGACACCGGCCACCAUACUGGUAUGUCUCUGCAAUGGACAUGAUCCGCAUGCUCCUUGAUGAUGGGCACUCGCCCCGCCUAAUGGUGACAAUGCUCCGGCAGCUCGUGCAAGCCCGGCAGGACUCCCACUACACCACAAACAGUGAGCUGCUUAUCCAGGACUUUGCACAGUUCAUUGGGGUACCAGGAGAGGGCUAUGAUGGAUGGAUCCCCCUGGAAGGCUACUCUGCGCAGUGGGCCCGCUAUGUGGAGGAGAAUUGGCACGAGGAGUACAUGGAACAAUGGUUUCCCAUGGAAUCCUUGGCUCUGGAACGCCUUGGGCAGGACACCUCCACUCUGCUCACGCCCCUUCCGCCCACUGCUGGCGCUACUGAUGUCCGAGAAGUGAGACGACAGGAGUUCAACAGGAAGCGCACCUUACCUGCUGAUACAGCGCUCCUGCACGGCCUCACUCCGGAUGGACCAGCUGUUCCGCUCACGGAAUGGAGCGCCCAGGAACCCCGGGAUGAAGGCUCGAUCCUGAAAGCCCAAUGGGUGGAGGCAGCACUCAGUUUUCUCUUCCGAGCGCGCCCGGAAGGUCACCAUGAAUGGGCCCUUACACAGCUCCGUACAAGGAUCCGAGGCCGUGCUAACCAGGACUAUGUCAGAACAGCCCUUGAGUAUGUGGACGAGCUCGAGCUCAUUGCUGGUGGCCAAUUCACGGAGUCGGAGGCACCGGAGUAUGUGGUGGACUGGGCCCUCCUGUCCGAGCGAGAGCUCUACCGUCAUCUCACGGCCAUCGCCACGGCGGCCCCGGCAUCCUCGUCCGUGGUUCCCGCUUGCGAUGCUUCGGCCCUGGUGCAAACAAGUGUGAACAAAAGAUGGUUGAAGACCUCGGCACCAAGAAGGCGAAGAUCCAAGGGCACGAGCAAAGGGGGUGCCUCCGGCCCGAGCAGACCGACCCGCACGGGGGCGGCACGUGAGACGUCCGAAACCCUCCGCCUCACCGAGCGGGUUCCCCUCAGCCGGAGUGGCCGUGGCAAUCCAGCCUGCCCCGCGGUUCGAGAGCCAAGCACUCCGCCAACAAGGCUCACGAUCGAAGGUGCGGUGGACAUUUGGGCCAUGAUGCUUGGCCUAGCCACAGAGGAGGAUGUGGAGCGACGUCCGGGUGAGGUGCUCGGAACUUUCCCUCGUGAGACGAUCCCAGAGACAGUCCUCAGCCACAGCCCCGCCGACCGACUUACGCUCAUCCUGGCCUUUCAACGGGUGCUGGCCAAGCUCCUGAAUGCAGUGGGUGCUUUGGUGGAGCAAACACUGGUCAGGGAACGUGAGCGCUUGGCUGAAAACCGCAGAGACAGCGACCGCCGGAAUGAUGAAGAGGAUGGUGCAUCAAUGAUGCAAUUGGGCCUAAUUACCACGGAUGCUGAGUUCGCCUCCUUCCUCCAUGAUUUCCACUCUGCCUUUGAACAGAUGUCAAAGGCGGCCAGAUAUGCUAAUGCGAGGAUCAUUUGGAGGUGGAUGGACUGGGCCUUCACGGAUUCUGCUUCGGGGCGUUGUUUGGGCCAUAUGGGGGGCCGAACAGCUCAGAUUUUGGCAGUGAUUGUGGCGGCCAUGGACUCAGCGCAUGAGGUCGAGAUGCCACAUACCGAGUCGAACCCGGUGUGGUGCAGCGCCUGGUGGACGCGCAUCUGUCUUUUCGAGCCUACUCACCCUGGCUCAAGGAAAGGCAGGGGGCUGGGACAACAGGUGGAUGAUCCAGCACCUGUGCUCUUCAUGAAAGCGCUCCCUGAGGACUCAGACGACUGCAGUGAGAUUCCAGGUGCAGUUGGAAUCCCAGCCAGGGCCUACCGCACAAAUAGGCUGAGUGAAAGGGAUGUGGAUGCUCUGGUGGAGGAGCACCGCCUCGACAUGCAAGGGGAGUCUGACCAGAUGGCAGCAGAGGCAGCCAUGCAGGCGGAGAUGGACGAGGCAUUGGAGGAGGAGGAGAACAGCGAAGCCAUGGCUCUAGCCGACGACUACCUUCUCGAACAAGGACUCCUGCAUGAGCUCUCCCCAGUUGCAUACCGGGCAUGGGAGCAAAGGGUGGUACAAAGGGUUAUGCGACGUGGAUAUGGGCCCUAUGAGAGGGGAACACAGUGGCUGGAAGUCGAACUGGCCUCUGGCAGUGGUGACGCCCCUCGCACGAGCCAUGUCCAUCGCUUCCCACUUCCGAGGGAUGGUCAAGUAUUCCACCUGACUGCCCGGGUGACACGUGGACCUCUGCAGGGCGCUCUGCCAACACAACCGGCGGACUGCCCGCCUACGGAGCCUCGCGUGGAGCCAGCUGGUCCGGCUGCAACUCAGGCCGACGAGGGAGGUACAGGCUUCUCGGAAGCGAGUACCGUCUUGGUGCCACCAGUGGAUGGAGGGCAAAAUGCUGGCGCCGAUAUGACUCUCCCAGUGACUGCUGAGGGUUCCGAAGGGUGUGAUGUGACCAGGGAUGAAGGGGAAAGGUCAGCAUGCAAAGGGGAAGCAAUGAAGCCCAGCGAUGAGUCCGUCCACUACCAGGCUGCUUCCUUGAGUAUGCCCGAGUAUGAGCAGAUUUACAGUAUGUGGGCACAGGGAGGGAUCUCACUUGAUGAAGUCGAGGCCAAGUACGGAGCGAAUGUUCGUGAACUCAUCGAGGUGCAAUUUGUCGCAGUGUCCGGUGGAUUCGAUACACAGGUUUGA